Messenger RNA from Nasonia vitripennis (jewel wasp), 909 nucleotides. RefSeq lists its product as uncharacterized. NCBI's taxonomy places the organism in Eukaryota, Metazoa, Arthropoda, Insecta, Hymenoptera, Pteromalidae. The coding region runs from base 1 to 909 and encodes 302 amino acids. The record is from RefSeq and is a predicted model, not a curated record. The transcript has a single exon.
AUGUACGCUAGAUGCUUGAUUGAUACGUGUGCAGAGGUCUCUUUUGUCACGCAAAGUUUGUCCGCAAAGAUUAAGCCUGUUUCUGUGUCUGUGAUUGGUGUCGGUGCAGGUCCUUCUGCGGUGUCAAAGGGUGAAGUUUUUCUUCAAUUAAGGUCCAGGUUGAACACAGAAUUUUGUUUGGAGUUUUCGGCGUUGGUGUUGAGAGAGGUAACGGGAUUUUUGCCGCGAGAGGAGGUCAUAGUCUCCAAUUGGGAUCACAUCAGGGGCUUGCAGCUUGCUGAUCCAGAUUUUGCUUUCUCAAAGCAGAUAGACUGCGUGCUCAUCGCAGAGGUGUACGCUGCUAUAAUUCGGCCGGGGCUCAGAGUUGGUGCAACUGAUACUCCUGUUGCUCAGGAGACCGUUUUUGGGUGGAUUUUGACGGGUAGAGCGUCUUCUGCUCCUGAGUCUGAUAGAGCUCAGAGCGCUCAGGCCUGUCAUGUGGAAGUAGAGCCAUCGAUUUCAACGUUAUUAGAGAGGUUUUGGGAAAUGGAGGAUAUUGCCACCUCUAAAGUUUUGUCCGAGGAGGAUCAGUAUUGCGAAGAUUAUUUCGCAGAUACUGUUUAUCGGGAUUCCAAGGGCAGAUUUGUCGUUCGCUUGCCAUUCUCUGAGAGGUUGUCAAAGGUUUCUUUUGCACACACGAAGCAGAUUGCUGUGGCAUUUUUGCUCCGCUCAGAGAAGCGUCGAGCGCAGGAUUAUAGGGUAGAUAGUGCCUAUAGAAAAUUCAUGGAGGAGUAUUUGACUUUAGAUCAUAUGGAGCCUGUAAAUAGUUCGCAUCGAAAGGACAAUACGUUCUAUUUUACUCAUCACCCAGUUUACUCGGCUGAGGUGGUAACGUUCGAGGAAAUGUCGACAGUUGCUGCUCAGAUCUAG